UCCCUUGUGUGUUCACAAUAUACAGGCUUUAUUUUUGCUUUAUUCACUGCUUUAAUGCAGAAAAUUAAGCUUCAAAAUAGAUUUUGUGUUUAUUUUUCAAUAGGCUAUAUUAUCAAAAUAUUGCCACAUUUAUUGACAUGAUUGAUGACGACUACUGAACAUGCUGAGUGUGUACUGAAGGGGUUCUGGUAUGAUAAACAUGUUCCCGUUUAUUCUGUCUUCUGAGGAUCUAGCCAUGUCCUGAGUGCCUUGAAGGACUGCGGAGGAUAAAGAGAUCAGAAAUGGGCCUCCUUAAGUUAAUGUUAAGGAGUUAAACUCCAAAGAGGAUUCUCAGCACGGAGUGGCUAACUACUAUGCAGCAUACAUGGGACCUUGGGGACGUGCAUAUAGAAAUGACCUCACCAACAGCCUCAGGCCCCAGCACCUCGAACAAUCAUGUCAAUCUGAAGGAUUUUUUGUCCUGCACAGGCUACUCGUUGGACCGUGAUCACGACAGGCAGGCGUUUCAUGCCGACAUCAGUGCAGACAGUGGCCAGCAAGUUUCGGGGUUUACCAAGUCCACUGUGGCGAGCCCAAGGGGCCGCUCGAGUCUGACGAACCUCAUGCUGCCCAAGAUGCGACGCCGACCCUUCCAGUGCAAAUACUGCACGUUCUCCUGCCCGUCGGCGACCAACCUGUCCAUUCACAUGCGGAUACACACGGGGGAGAAGCCCUACAAGUGCGGCACCUGUUCCUAUGCCUCUGCACGGAAGCAGAACCUUUUCCGCCACAUGUCGACAGUCCACAAGGCAGAUCGCGUGACCAUGUGUGGUCCUGCCCAGGCCACGAGCGCGUACCCCAUCGCUCUUCAGAGCAGCAGCGAAGAGAGGAUGCCCGUAGUUGAAAGCGUCUACGGGGGUGUCCAGGACGUGGUCUUGAUCGACGGAGACCCGGUGAAGAUUGUCGGGGGCGACCAAGGGAACUUUCCCACAUCCGACACUGCCUCCUCAAGUCCACACAUCUCGCAGGUUUACCCCCGCCAGAGUGCCAGCAGUAACUCCCAGCAGGAGGAUGUCAUUGAAAUUAUACCAACAACCAGCUCCACUCCAGUCACCGAAUAUUCAACAAGGCACUACGCAGAUGGCAGCAGGUUUAUUUUUGCUGGUGGCGUAGCAGCCACUGCCAACUCUGCAUCGACUAAAAUUGGUGCAGAACAAACUUCGGCGCUUGAUCACCAGUUUGACAGGACUAAAGAAACUCCACAGCCCCAAACGCAGACAGGCAUCCUGAAUAAUGAAGUUCACUCAGUACAGGUACAGAGAGUGGUAUCUCCGGACGAAUCUUCAGUGAGCAAAUCGGAAGGUCCCGUCCAGCCUCCAGUGUACAAGGAACCAAUCACUGGGGCUCUGAAGAGGAAACAAGGCAGGGCCACCAGCCACUCAACACUGAAGAAUAUCUUGGACAGUCCACUGAUGCUGCCCAAGAGGGUUAGCACUAGCCCAACAUUAGUCUCGUCCAAAAGCUUGGAACCUCUGGAAAAGACGAGCACGGAGAUAAAGAUCAUCCAGAGUGAAGAGGACCUUGAUGAGGUUCUAGAAGGAAGGCGACGGAUGGGUAUCCACGUUGCCCCAUCAGGCGCUCGCAGGCAACAGGACUUCACGCCAAGUCCCAGAAGUUUGAACGGAGGUCCCAUGGCAGAGUCUCCCUUCUCCUACUCGAGAGAGACUCCGGGCAUUGUUUACUUCCCCGAAACUAAUACCUCAGGUGGUGUGAAAGAAGUUGGCGCGCCAUCUGCAGAUGCCAUUCCUUCGGCUCAGGCAAGCAUGGUCAAGCAGAGACACCUGUCUAUGACGAAACCAUCCCUAGCCCAAAAGGUCAAUGAACAGAGAGGAAAAACUGACCAUGAGGAUUCUGAUGAUGUAGUUAUGGUCAUGGAUGCUCCCAGAAGACCCUUUUCUGCUGGCAAUUUCAGUCAGAGACAUUUUCUGCAGCAAGCCGUUGAAAACCCAAGCCAGCUGAACACCAAAAGUUAUUCCUCUGCCGUUAAUGACAAAAAAGAUUUACCUGAAAGGUAUUCUUUCCAUAAUCCAAACACCUUUGGCAGAAGGCAUCGCACAACAACGACAUUGGACAUUGACCGUGAACAGAAGUUGCGGCGCAACAUUCCCCUCAAGGACUCGCGAGCUAGUCUUGCGCGAACAGCGUUGACCAUACAGGUUGACCUGAACAAGCUCUUGUGUUGCGCCGCUAGAAAAUGGUUGAAGUCGCACCUUGUGGAAUGUGAUGUGUGCGAGAUCAACCUGCCCACGGAACGGGAGGAGUCCAGCUUCUCGAGUGGAACCACCAGGUGUAGUCGUGGGCAAAGCUGGGCUCAAGAGAAUGACGAUGGUUACCUCAGGAGAGCAAGGGGUGCCACCAGUGAUGACCAAGUUGGUGGGAUGAGUAGUAACAUCUUCUCGUCAAGGGGUUUAGACAUUGGUGCAGGUUCAGCAAACCAAGUACAUCUUGGAGAUGCUGUUGCCACAAACACAAGGAAAAGACAGAUUUGGGAUGGACAAGAUGAAAGUGGAAUGUUGUGUUCCAGGCAAAAACAGUCAUGUUUAUCGUCACGCAGUGAGCAUCUCAACUUUGCCAAGACGGCAGUCAUCAGCUCAUCUAGUGCGCCGAUUUCUUCCACCUUCAUCAGAUCGCGUACUAUGGAUCAGCCAACAGAAUGUGUCGACGAACCUCAAGAAAGUACCGAGUAUAUCGCCUUCUUGAACGCUGAACUGGCUCGGGGGAAAUCGACCGCGGGUAGACGGGGCCCGAAAUCGAAGCACAUCUGCGACAUCUGCAGGAAGGUGUGCCGGUCCAGAGCACAGCUGCUGGGCCACCGCCGCACGCAUAUCGAGACCAGCCAACUCUACCGCUGCGCAGUCUGCCGCUACUGCACGCUGCACUACAAGCUCCUGAAGCGGCACAUCGCCGACAAGCACCCCACAGGCACCAAGAGGAGCGCGUUCACCGAGUGCCGGAUCUGCAAGAAGGCCAUCCGGGUCACAGCGGUGGCCUCACAUGUGCGGACCGUGCACGGACGGGGCCUACAGGUUGCCGACGGGAGAUCGUACAACGGAGGAAAUGCUGACCAAGUCAAACUUUCCGGAAGUCUGCCCAUUGGAGCAGAGGACCUCUGUAGCACUGGUGCUGGUAGAGGAGGGAUGCAAAAUUCCCCACCCCGGGAUGCUGUUGCCAUGGAAGCAGACGCUGAUGCAGUCCAGGAGUUGGCGGCAAGAGUGGACACGGAAGAGGAUGCAGUCACAGAUGGCAGGGACAGUGUAGAGAGGGAUGUUGUACAAAUGAUCAAACAGGAACCCCCUCUGGACGACUGAACAUCAAUUCAAGCUCACAAACCCAAAUAAGAUAUCCUAACUUUUAUAGCCAAGCCAUGUGUGCUCUUCGUUAACUCCUUGUAACAAGACUAGAUUCGUUUUAGGAGCUUCCCAACUUAUAAUUCCGACCCUUUUAGCUUCAGUUAUGGCGCGUACCCUGCGUAGGUUUGUAAGUUCUCUCCACGUCAAAGACCCAAGCUAGGUAGGUACAUUUACUUGUCGGUAAUCAAUAUUGAACACUAGUGAACAGACUUUGAGUAGAGAAAGUUUAUGCCAAGACAUUUGGACAAAGUGUUGACACAAAAUACAGCUGUUUAUUGUUACCUGUUAUUUAACAAGUCUGUCUGUCCUUUUUAAUGUAGAAGGUUUAUUUUCAGCAAACGAGAUAAUAUAAACAAAACUUCAACAUUGAUGCUCUGCAAUAUCAUGCCAUGAAAAUGUCAUAAUUUGAUGUUUGGUACGGCUUUUAAACAGUUUCAUAUGUAAAGGGCUGUAUUUGCUUAGGGUUUUUACUGCCAACAUUUCAAAUUUAAUGAAAAUUGUAUCAAAGUUCAAACCAUUAUGGUCAAGUAAAACACGUCACAAUUCAAGUGUGGACACGGCAUAAAAAAAGCUUGAUGGAUUUUUUAUAAUUUAACAGAAGCAUAAAAUGAUUAACAUGCGGGAUUUAUGUUAAAGUCAAAUCUAAAUUUUACACAAGAGUUAUUUAUAUCAAGUGAUUUUAAUUAUACACAACAUUAUCAGUAUUACAAUUGUCUAGAUUCUUCUGAUUGUACAAUCAAAAUGUAAUGUAAUCAUAUUGUGAAUAAUGUAUGCAUGCCAAAUUGUAAAAGCUUAAAGUUGUCCAAAGAGCCACUUUGUUUUAUCAAAGAUACGUAGGGGACAACUCACAAACUUCGGACUUACUGCCAUCCACAGGGCUGCUCUUCUGAAGUUCUCGAUGGUGAAAAAAAUAAUCCAUAUUCCUAAUUCCCACAAUCUGUCAGGACCCAGGUUUACGGUGCUGUUUAACAGUUAGCAGAAAAGUUGUGCUUACUGUAGUAGAAUCUUUUGCUUACAAUUAUCACUAUGUAAUGGUGGUGCUGGAGUGGUUGCACUUUUGCUUGGUUGCAGGGCUAUUCGGAUUUUCAUUGUUUUGUUACCAUGUUAAGCAAAUUUUCCAGCCAGGAUAAGCGUGCCUUUCGCCAUGCUCACUGCUUAUGGUCUUCAUGAAAUACUAGAGCCUCUGUUAGUGUAAAAUUGUGUGCUUAGCAGUGCCGUGACAUUGUGUCCAGUUGCUAAACUCGAGGCUUUUUCCAUUGUACCCAUAUGCAGCAUGGUUGCUGAGGCAACAAGGCUAAAUCCUGGCACAGUCUAGCCUGUCCCAAUCACCAAGGUUGAUCUAACUUGUCCAAAUUCUCCUUGUUUCCAAGACCUUUGAAUGGCCAUCUUGUUUUCACUGAUUUUACUCCAGAAAGGAAGGUACAUUGAUUUCUCAACACUCUUGUAGCUUGGUAAAGAUUAGUGAAAAUCCUGGCGUCGAAACAAAAUUCUGUUGCGCCCCAAAUUCAACGGCACUUCAAUACACUGAAUAUUGAAGUUGUGCAUGUUUUCUCUUUAAGGGAAACCAAAAAAGGACAACUGUAGAGAUGAUUUAAGCAGUCAGAGAAACAAACUAAGUUCAUGAAUAUGUUUGAUUAUAAUUUACAUAGUUGCAUGGAAUUGACAGUUUUAGAAUCAAAAGAAUUAGUCAUGACCGACUAAACGAUGAAUAAUUCAUAGCAGUAUUUUGAGUCUCUGUGGUGUAGAUGAGUUUAAUGAGCAUGCUCGGUCACUGCUUAUUAAAAUGAAUAUUGUUUUGACAACUCAAA
Acanthaster planci (crown-of-thorns starfish) is the source of this 5197-nucleotide messenger RNA. RefSeq lists its product as uncharacterized. Lineage: Eukaryota; Metazoa; Echinodermata; Asteroidea; Valvatida; Acanthasteridae. The record is from RefSeq and is a predicted model, not a curated record.